UCAUCUCGUGGGUUCGUUGAUCUUGGUGAUUGAGGCAAAAAGAAAGCAUGUUUUAGAAGACAUGGGUGAACAGACAUUUUCCGAGUUUUAUAAUACGAGUAAGGGCAAGGAUGCAUAUGCUUAUCUAACUCAACAGGCGAAAGAAAAUCCCAACUCUCCUAAACCUCAAGUACUAGUGCCGACUCAAGGGGACAAUGAUUCACAUACUCUUCGGUCACACUCAAAGUCAUCGUCCAACUCCUCAUUAAAUCAACAACAAUCUUCCAGCACCUUUGCGAAUCAACAAUCAUCUUCUAACACUUCUGUUAAGCAGAACAAUUAUAGCUUCUCAGACUUUAAGUUCAAGAGCAUAUUAGGUGAAAGACGAAGUGGGAAAACCCUUCUAUGCGAAUUUUGUGGAGAUAUGAUUGCUCUGAAGAGUGCAGACUUAUCGAAGACCCCUUCGUAUGUCCUGGAAGAAAUGCAGAAAGAAGUUGAGAUUUGUAAAGACCUCGCUGAUAUUCAAGACAAAUAUAUCUCCAAGUUGGUCUGUUAUGGAUAUUAUGGAGGAGGUAUGAGCUUCGUUAUCGGCAUGACUAUUGUUGGCACUUCGGCUAUUAAGGGAUUAGAAGCGAUCCACAAGCAUGGCAUCCUCCACAAUGAUAUUCGGGAGGAAAACAUCUUAAUUAACGAUGACGGUGGCGUCUAUCUGAUUGACUUCGGUAUGGCAAGUCAGGAGGACACAAAAAAGAAGAGAAAGCUUUUCGAGGAGGAACAGCUCAAAUACUCUAACUUGCUAGAUAGAUAUAAUAUACAUUUCGUAAAGAAGGAGGGGCGAAUUUCCAAAUCACGUAAAUGUCAGGUGGUUAGUUAGACUGUAGGGAUAUACAUUAGACAUUUAGUAUAAAAGCGUCAUGUAUCACGGGCAAUGUCCCGAACAUUUGUAUUUAUUUU
Messenger RNA from Rhizophagus irregularis DAOM 181602=DAOM 197198, 933 nucleotides. The record is from RefSeq and is a predicted model, not a curated record. NCBI's taxonomy places the organism in Eukaryota, Fungi, Glomeromycota, Glomeromycetes, Glomerales, Glomeraceae.